AUGAGUAAAGUUAUAAAACCACCAACGGUAGCGAGGACCGCGGAUUUUAGGACUCUGGAAAGAGAAAACAGGUUCAUAAACCCUCCAAAAGAUAAAUCUGCAUAUCCUCUUCUCCAAGAGGCUGUUGAGCCACACGUAGGCUCGUUCAAUGCGCUCACAGAGGGCCCAGAUGGCGGACUGCUCAACCAGGCGGUCAAGGACAUCGGAGAAAAAGUCAUUUUCGAUGGUGCCAAAUCGGUUGAUAAUCCAGACUACCUCGGGAACAAGCUUUCGCUGAGCGUCGAACAAGUGUCCAUCGCGAAACCAACGUCCAACGACGGUGUGUCGUCUGCUGUCGAGCGCAAAGUCUUCCCAGCCGAGUCUAGACAAAGACUAUCGUCUUACAGGGGUAAGCUAUUGCUGAAGCUCAGAUGGUCUGUCAAUAAUGGCGAAGAAACGUUUUCGGAGAUCAAAGACUGCGGUGGGCUUCCCGUGAUGUUGAAUUCCAAUCGUUGUCAUUUGAAUAAAAUGUCGCCCUACGAUUUGGUCCAGCAUAAGGAGGAAAGUGACGAGCUAGGAGGUUAUUUUAUCGUCAAUGGUAUCGAGAAGCUGAUCAGAAUGCUAAUCGUUCAGCGUAGAAAUCAUCCAAUGGCCAUCAUAAGACCAUCUUUCUCCAACAGAGGCGCAUCAUACUCUCAAUACGGUAUUCAGAUCCGUUCUGUGAGAGCUGAUCAGACCUCUCAAACCAAUGUUUUGCAUUAUCUGAAUGAUGGUGAAGUUACUUUCAGGUUUUCUUGGAGGAAAAACGAAUAUCUCAUACCUGUUGUGAUGAUCCUAAAGGCGUUAUGUGAACUCAAUGAUAGAGAAAUUUUCGACGGAAUUGUGGGUUCUGAUACUUCUAACUCUUUCUUAACCGAUCGUUUGGAACUGUUGCUUCGCAGUAACAAAAAGAAAUACGGCCAACUACACAACCGUCGCCAAGCUCUACAAUACUUAGGUGACAAAUUCCGUAUUGUGUUCCAAGCCGCCCCUGAUGCCACAGACUUUCAGGUUGGUGAGGAGCUCUUGAAGCGCAUUGUGCUUGUGCAUUUGGGCGAGAACAACGAGGACAAAUCACGCAUGUUGUUAUUCAUGAUUCGCAAGCUAUACUCUUUGGUAGCCGGUGAAUGCUCCCCUGAUAAUCCAGAUGCUACACAACAUCAAGAGGUCCUUCUAGGCGGUUUUCUGUAUGGUAUGAUUUUGAAGGAAAAAAUCGAAGAAUACUUGCAAAACAUAAGACUGCAAAUUCAGUCAGAUGUUGGCCGCGGCCUUGCAGUCAACUUCAAGGACCGCAAAUACAUGUCAAGAGUUUUGAUGAGGGUCAAUGAUAAUGUUGGUGCUAAACUACAGUAUUUCCUAUCCACCGGUAACUUGGUCUCUCAAUCCGGUCUCGACUUGCAGCAGGUCUCUGGUUACACCGUUGUUGCAGAAAAGAUUAAUUUUUACCGUUUCAUUUCACAUUUCAGAAUGGUUCACAGAGGUUCAUUUUUUGCUCAAUUGAAGACAACUACUGUAAGAAAGCUUCUGCCCGAAUCAUGGGGUUUCUUGUGUCCUGUGCAUACUCCGGAUGGUUCUCCAUGCGGUUUGCUAAACCAUUUUUCUCAUCGGUGUAAAAUCUCAACAUCUCAAUCUGAUGUGUCUGGCAUUCCUGCUCUACUGUACUCUCUAGGUGUAGCACCAGCUUCCCACACGUUCGCAGCGGGACCCUCUCUCUGCUGUGUUCAGAUAGACGGUAAAAUAAUUGGCUGGUGUUCUCAUGAACAAGGUAAGAUUAUUGCAGACACCUUGCGGUUUUGGAAGGUAGAGGGAGAGACUGCAGGCCUACCACUGGACUUAGAGAUAGGUUACGUUCCGCCUUCUUCUCGUGGUCAAUACCCAGGGCUUUACAUCUUUGGUGGUCAUUCCAGAAUGAUGCGCCCAGUCAAGUACUUGCCUCUUGGUAAGGAGGACAUUGUGGGACCUUUUGAACAAGUUUACAUGAACAUCGCAGUUACCCCUAAAGAAAUCGGCAACAACAUUCACACUCAUGUCGAAUUUACUCCAACAAACAUUCUCUCUAUUUUGGCAAACUUGACGCCGUUCUCUGAUUUCAAUCAAUCUCCAAGAAAUAUGUAUCAAUGCCAAAUGGGUAAGCAAACUAUGGGUACCCCAGGUGUGGCAUUAUGUCACCGUUCCGAUAACAAACUUUACAGGUUGCAAACCGGUCAAACGCCAAUUGUAAAGGCGAAUCUAUACGACGACUACGGUAUGGAUAAUUUCCCCAAUGGUACUAAUGCGGUCGUUGCAGUCAUUUCAUACACUGGUUACGAUAUGGACGACGCUAUGAUCAUUAACAAAUCUGCCGAUGAAAGAGGUUUUGGAUAUGGUACCAUGUACAAGACUGAAAAGAUUGAUCUAUCACUGAACAGAAGUCGAGGAGAUCCUGUCACUCAACACUUCGGUUUUGGGGAUGACGAGUGGCCAAAAGACUGGCUAGAUAAACUAGAUGAUGAUGGUCUACCAGUCAUUGGAACUUACGUCGAAGAGGGUGAUCCCGUUUGCGCAUACUUCGAUGAUACGCUGAACAAAACUAAGAUAAAGACGUAUCACUCCUCAGAGCCAGCCUACAUUGAGGAAGUCAACUUGAUAGGCGACGAAUCGAGCAAGUUCCAAGAACUCCAGACCGUUUCCAUCAAAUACCGCAUCAGAAGAACGCCACAGAUUGGUGACAAGUUCUCGUCGAGACACGGUCAAAAGGGUGUUUGUUCCAGAAAAUGGCCAACUGUCGAUAUACCAUUCAGCGAAAGCGGUAUUCAACCAGACGUCAUUAUCAACCCACAUGCGUUCCCUUCUCGUAUGACAAUUGGUAUGUUUGUAGAGUCCCUUGCAGGUAAAGCUGGUGCUCUUCAUGGUACAGCACAUGACGCGACACCUUGGACAUUCAGCGAGCAGGAUACCCCUGCCGAUUACUUCGGAGAACAGCUCAAGGAAGCGGGCUACAACUAUCAUGGAAAUGAACCCAUGUACUCUGGUGCCACCGGUGAAGAGCUCAGGGUCGACAUUUACAUUGGUGUCGUAUACUACCAGAGACUGCGUCACAUGGUCAACGACAAGUUCCAAGUGCGUUCGACUGGUCCCGUCAACAGUUUGACAAUGCAACCGGUCAAAGGUAGAAAGAGACACGGUGGUAUCCGUGUAGGUGAAAUGGAAAGGGAUGCCCUGAUCGGUCACGGUACCUCGUUCCUACUUCAGGACCGUCUACUAAACUGCUCGGACUACACUCAGACCACAGUUUGUCGCGAAUGCGGUGCUUUGCUCACCACCCACUACAGUGUUCCACGUAUUGGCUCCCAGGCUACAAUGCGCUGUCGGCGCUGUGCUGUCAAGUUCGAAGACGCCAAAAAGCUGGUUUCUCAAUACCAAGGCGACGACCAGAUCUUCAUCGACGAUGCUCACAUAUGGGAUGAUGGCCAAGGCAACAAGUUUGUUGGCGGUGGUGACACCACUACUGUUGCCAUUCCAUUCGUGUUGAAAUAUUUGAACUCGGAGCUCUCUGCCAUGGGUAUAAACCUACGCUUCAACGUGGAACCCAAAUGA
Lachancea lanzarotensis is the source of this 3594-nucleotide messenger RNA. It is a transcript of the gene RPA135, whose product is annotated as LALA0S09e06722g1_1. Gene Ontology annotation, molecular function: DNA binding; DNA-directed RNA polymerase activity; ribonucleoside binding. NCBI's taxonomy places the organism in Eukaryota, Fungi, Ascomycota, Saccharomycetes, Saccharomycetales, Saccharomycetaceae. Gene Ontology annotation, cellular component: nucleus; RNA polymerase I complex. The transcript has a single exon. The coding region runs from base 1 to 3594 and encodes 1197 amino acids. Gene Ontology annotation, biological process: DNA-templated transcription. The record is from RefSeq and is a predicted model, not a curated record.